Molecule: messenger RNA, 1576 nt
Organism: Corythoichthys intestinalis (scribbled pipefish)
Lineage: Eukaryota; Metazoa; Chordata; Actinopteri; Syngnathiformes; Syngnathidae
Gene: nup43
Product: nucleoporin 43
Exons: 8
Coding region: 154-1272 (372 amino acids)
Cellular component (GO): nuclear pore outer ring
Molecular function (GO): protein binding
Source: RefSeq, a predicted model, not a curated record
AGCGUUGGCGGUAUUUCCUUUAGGUUGAAGUUUGUCCCAAUGCGAUUCCGUAGUGUGACGUCGAAGGAAGCAAACGCGGGCUAUUUGGUGUCCGAAGCUAAAGCUAGCACAUAAACGUGUGUUUUUAAAAUAAAAACAAACGAUUCCACUCAAAUGGAAAGUGUUAAUGCGAAAUAUGUGUCUCAGAAAAUCAGCAAAGUGAGAUGGCGGCCGGUAUCGCUUUCGUCUCUACAACAGCCCGAAAUCUUUGCGACUGGUUCUUGGGAUAACGAGGACAACAGAGUUACUUUUUGGUCUAUUGGAAAUCAAGGACAUUCUUCUUUGGGGGAGGGAUUCGAUGAAGAUCCGCAGCUAUUGUGCGAACACAAACAUGAGGGAGAUGUUCUUGAUUUUCAAUUCCUGGACCAAGACAGAGUCAUAACGGCGUCAUCAACAGGAGGAGUUACCAUAUUCCGCUACAAUCAAAGCAAACAAGCACUAUCUGUCGCGCACCAGUGGGCAAGAGCCCAUCAUUACCCUUGUGAAAAUGCCCCCUGUACGAGUGUCAUGUGCAGCAGCCCUGAGAUUGUUACUGCUGGUGAAGACGGCAGGAUUAUUGUCUACAGAGCUGACCAGGAAGGAAUAGUUCGAGUAAUAGAUAAUGCUGAUAGCAGCACGAUUCAUGCCAUCACUUACCUGAAGACAACUGAGAUCCUGACGGUGAAUUCCAUUGGUCAAUUAAAAAUUUGGGAUUUCAGACAGCAGAGCAACACCCCAGCUCAGAUUCUUUCCCUGUCAGGUGAUCGCGUCCCCCUGCACUGUGUGGACAGGCAUCCAAACCAGCAGCACAUUGUGGCCACAGGAGGCCAGGAUGGAAUGCUCUGUGUUUGGGAUGUAAGACAAAGCAACACACCUUUCUCACUCAUGGAGGCACACUCUGCUGAAAUGUGGGAAGUCCAUUUCCACCCAACAAACCCAGAUCAUCUGUUCACAUGCUCAGAAGAUGGAUCCCUGCUGCACUGGGAAACGUCCUCACCUUCAGACAUGCCCUCUUUCCUGCAAGGUGGUAGAAACAACAGCAUGGUAUCCCGCAGUGCGAUGGCUCCCGCUGGAGGCAACCAGUCCCUCAUUAACGCGUGGCUCAGCGGAGACUCUAGUAAAGGUCGUCUGGAGACAACUCACAUGCUGCCCAGCCAAACGCUAGCCGUAAACAGUUUGGAUGUACUUGGACAGUGUCUCGUAUGUGGGACUGAUGGAGAGGCUAUUUUUGUCAACAGACAAGUCCCAGUUUAGACAGUUUACGAAUGUUCUUUAUAGGUUAAGUUGCAAGCAUACAAACUUAAUGGACAUCACAAGGAUAUGGACCUUGUGGUAAUCAUUACCUGCAGGGUGUUUAACCCCUCUUUUGUAUAAAUAUCAAUUAAAUAAUUUUGGAAAUAAAUGAUUGUGUGAUUGUCUACGAUUGGGCAAAGAUCAAUCAAGUGUAAAUAGGAUGGCAGAUGCUACCAAAUGCUAUACAAAUGGAUAGUGUCUUUGUUAGUAAUUUAUCAGGGUUUCAUUUGGCUGGAGUAAUUAGUGGGAAGUAAUACUCUUGUGG